GCGGGGCUGUUGAUAUCAAUAUGGCGGUUGUCAGCCAGACAAAGACAGUCAGUCUGAUGUGAUUGAGACAAGGGAGGUUUUUCAGGGGGAGACUGGGAGAUAAGGGCCUCCCCUCCCCCUUCUCCUCUUCCUGCGCCGGCCUCAACCCCUCCCCAGACCCCUCCCGACGGGCGCCCCACGCGGAAGACACCCCUCCCCCCUCCCGCUUUCCCCUCCUCCCUACCUCAGACCUCAGCCCUUCGUACCGGGACGUUGGGGAGGGGGCUGUGCCGGGCGGGAGAACUCAGCAAAGCAUUCUGAGAAUGAUGAAUAACGCUGAUCAUCUCUAGCAAGGACAUUGCUUCCCCUCAUGUAAAGCAUGCUCAGUUCCUUCCCAGUGGUUUUGCUGGAAACCAUGUCUCACUAUACAGAUGAACCCAGAUUUACCAUAGAGCAGAUAGAUCUGCUCCAGCGCCUCCGGCGUACUGGAAUGACUAAACAUGAAAUUCUCCAUGCCUUGGAAACUCUGGACCGCCUUGAUCAAGAACAUAGCGACAAGUUUGGAAGAAGGUCCAGCUAUGGAGGAAGUUCAUAUGGGAAUAGUACCAACAAUGUUCCAGCAUCUUCCUCUACAGCUACAGCUUCCACGCAGACCCAGCAUUCGGGCAUGUCCCCGUCACCUAGCAAUAGUUACGACACCUCCCCACAGCCUUGUACUACCAAUCAGAACGGGAGGGAGAAUAACGAGCGAUUAUCCACGUCCAAUGGGAAGAUGUCACCAACUCGCUACCAUGCCAACAGCAUGGGUCAGAGGUCAUACAGUUUUGAAGCCUCAGAAGAGGACCUAGAUGUAGAUGAUAAAGUGGAGGAAUUAAUGAGGAGGGACAGCAGUGUGAUAAAAGAGGAAAUCAAAGCCUUUCUUGCCAAUCGGAGGAUUUCCCAAGCAGUUGUUGCACAGGUAACAGGUAUCAGCCAGAGCCGGAUCUCUCACUGGUUAUUGCAGCAGGGGUCAGAUCUGAGUGAACAGAAGAAAAGAGCAUUUUACCGAUGGUAUCAGCUUGAAAAGACAAACCCUGGGGCUACGCUAAGUAUGAGACCAGCACCCAUUCCAAUAGAGGACCCGGAGUGGAGACAAACGCCUCCCCCAGUCUCAGCCACGUCUGGCACCUUCCGACUACGGCGAGGCAGUCGAUUUACCUGGAGAAAGGAGUGUCUGGCUGUCAUGGAAAGUUACUUCAAUGAGAAUCAAUACCCAGAUGAAGCAAAGAGAGAAGAAAUUGCAAAUGCUUGCAACGCAGUGAUACAGAAGCCAGGCAAAAAACUGUCAGAUCUGGAACGAGUUACCUCCCUGAAAGUAUAUAACUGGUUUGCUAACAGGCGGAAGGAGAUCAAGAGAAGAGCCAAUAUCGAAGCAGCAAUCCUGGAGAGUCAUGGGAUAGAUGUACAGAGUCCGGGAGGCCACUCCAACAGUGAUGACGUGGAUGGGAAUGACUACUCGGAGCAGGAUACUUGGCAAGUACGCAAUGGGGAGGAGGAGGAGGGAAGAAGUUCAGAGGGAGGCAGAGAAGCAGAGAAGGACGACAGCACUAGCCAUAGCGACCACCAGGACCCCAUCUCGUUAGCUGUGGAGAUGGCGGCAGUCAACCACACUAUCUUGGCACUGGCCCGACAAGGAGCCAACGAAAUCAAGACAGAGGCCCUGGAUGACGACUGACGAGGGAGGGCUGAACGCAAGAAGUUAACUUAGUUUAGAUGUAGCACCUUAGCAGACUUUCCUCGGUCCUUAACAUGUGUUCUUACAGUAUAACUUGCAGUUUCUUGUAUGUCAGUUAGCCCUUAGGGUCUUGUUCUGUGAAGAUGGCAUGGUGCCCUCAGCCUUUGCAUAUACUCUCUCAGUAUUAAUUCCCAGUAACUAAUAACCAACCAACCAACCAAACUUCCCUCUCCCAGCCCCCGAGGCUAGAAAAUCUUGCUGCUCUGUCUUAGCAUUUCAAGAAAGUGCUUCCAGGUAUUUAGCUAGCCCUCAGUUCUCAAAUAGUAGGCUCCGUGUCAAACCUUGGGUACCUUUCGAUUCCUGUAACACUAGUCUCUACCCCUCUUCCUUCCCCAAGACUGGUAGGAUGCAAGCUGAGGUAGUGUGGCCAAGAUUGACAGACGGCAUUUGGGGAGUGUCCGCAGAGUAAAAGGAACACUAGAAACCCCCCCUCCACGUGGGAAUAAUUGAUUUCCAGCUGCAAUAAGCCGUGCCUCAUAAUAGUCACACCGUGGCUAGAUUAUACUUCUUUGGGUGCUGUGCUAAGAAUGUCAGUGGAAAAACUCGAUCUCAGAUUUUGGUUGAUGUUAACAUGCCUGACACAGACAUCCUUUCCUCUCACAAGCUGUGUGACUGAGUAGAUAAAAUACUGCCUUCUGCCUUUGGGACCAUGAUUAAACAGAAAAAUGACAACAAAAAAAAAAGUUAAAAACCCACAAAACCCAGCUUGAGAGCAUUGGGAAAAACCAUGAGCCGAAGGUGUAAUAAUGGUGGAUGUUAUUAGAACCACUAUACAGUGCGUGGCACAGGCACGCCCACCGGGAAGGUGCCGGAAGUCACCGCGGAAGCGGCUCUGCCUCCUGUCUGUGUCUCCUUUCCUUGCUACCAAAAACACAGAAAGGUGACUCGAGGAUGGAGCUAAGGCCAAAAGUAAGUGAACGAACUUCCAGUCCCUGUAGCCAUUAAACUGAAGCCCCUCAACAUGAGAGGCUGGUAGAGGACUCUAGUGGGAUUAUGCCUGCUGACUGUCACAAGCGCAAAUGCUUUCCUAAAUAGGAGCAGAAAAAAGCAGGGGACAUUUGCAACUUCCGUGGCGGGUCUGCGAGAUGUGACUUGCUUAGGUGUUCUCUUUACUCUGUCCUUGUAGAGGUGUGAAAAGCUAUAUUGCUACAGGCAAUUUAUUUAAUAAUUGGAAGCCAUAUUGAUAAUGGAUGUGGUAAUAUUUGUAAAGUUUAAUCUACUUUAAGCAGCAGUAACUAAUGGAAUUUUUUUCCUUGAUCACAUAUGUAGCACUUUUGUUACUUUUUAAAGAUAUUUAUAUUUGAUAAAUCUUUUUUUCAUUUUGAGAACUCAAAAUACCAAACAGUGAACUUGGUUAGAAAAGUCACCCUGUGAUCACCUUGUCAUCCAGUAGCGAAAUGAUGAACUACUCAUGCAUCCAAGAAUAUUACAUCUGCCAGCCUCGUAUGAAAAUGAUCUCUUGGCAUCUCGAUUAAAGGACACAGUGUCACGGUGCGUAAGAGGAACAGCUUCCAGUGUAGGCUGCGUCUGAAAGAGGCACGGCCGCUCUGUAUUUCCUGCCUCACUCCACCUCUGUGAACGACAAAACCUUGUUUAAAGGGGUAUAUGCAGAGGGCUGGCUCUUAAGCAAGGUUUCGUCUGUCUGUCCGUCACCUGAAAAUGAUUUGUAAGAUUGAAGGAGGGGGUAUUUCCUGACCUCUUCACCCUUCCUCACCCACCAAAUGUUUUCAACUUAAAACCAUUGAGAGAGAGAGAGAAUGACUGGCCUUCCUGUUUUCCCUUCCUCGUCAGUGAGAUUCUGAGUAUCCGCCAGCUUCCGGCUGGUCUUGCUCCACCUAAGGCACCUGCUGAUGCGCUCGCCUCCGUGUCUGUCCAUCCUGCUUAUGUCAGUGUGAGGAGGCCUUUGGGAGGCAUGGAGGUGCUGCCUCUGUGGGUCCGUGACUUUAUAGAGCUACAGGCAGGACCUGCUCUUGUUCUAGGAUUUCAGGGGGAAAAUGUAUAUAUUUUUUUCCAGCUUCCCAGAAUUGAAGUAAAGUGGAGUAGUCUUUUUCUGUUUCACUGUAUUACUUGAACCAACAAAUUCAAGAGUAGCAUUUGUUGUUCUCAGGAAUGACCCGCCCUCCCCCACCCCCCACAUUCAUCUUCUUUCUUGGUGUGUUUGACUUUUUAUUGCAAUUAGACUGUGUUAGCUUUCUUUCCUUUGAUAUUAUUUAGAAAAAAAUGUAUCUAUCUUUCCAUCUCGGUGGAAUUUUUGUCUACUUACUUUCAGUUAAAUCAGAAAGAAAAGGAGAGAGAAAAAUAUACUGUCUGACAAGCUGCAUCCAUGAUUUAUUGUAAGGAGAUUAUUAUAAUUGAUAGCUUCUUUAUGAUGGGAUUGCUAGUAUCAUCUGUUCUUGCUGGUUCCUUUUAAAGAAGCAGACUCAAACUAUAAAGGCAGCUGCAGUUUCUAAAGAAACAGAGUGAUUUCCAGAGAAGAGCCAAAAGGUUUCAGUGUUUUAAGACCUUUCAGGAAGGAAAGAAAGCUUCAGAGAAUAAAGGUGAGUAUCUGUGAAGGGAGUACCAGGUGCUACCCAGAAAUCUGGAAAAAGUGAAAGAAUGUGUUUGCCAGGCAGGGUAGCAGCUCCUUGGGUUCAGUAGGAGCAAGAGGAAGAAGCCUUCACCCCUUUCAUUAAAGACAGCUGCCGGUCUGCUCUUAACUGCCACUGCCAUAUGUUUAACUUCAGCUUUCUCACCAAGAGUGAAAAUUUAGUUCUUUGGGUCUUCAGUUUAAAUCUACUACAGGCUUUUGGUCAUCAGCUUGAACUCCGCUGUCUUCUCCGGGCUACCUUAGUUCUUACCAUGUGUGUGGAGUUGCCACUAAUGAGUAAUAUCUUUGGGGAGUAAAUUUUUUUCUUCAGCUUUUUCAGGUUUAAAGGGUGGUAUUAAAAUAGAAACCCUAAGUUGCUCUCUGAAGGGAAGAUAGACUCUUUGAAAACAAUUCCACUGUGUGCUUGUGGCUUUUCUGUCCUCUUUUCUCACUUCCUGCUGUACAUUUUUCAGGCCCCAGAGGACUGUUUCAGGGGCUGCUGCUUCCCAGGUGAGGAACCCUUGCAAGCAGUUCCAGGUAACUUAUUUUUUUUUUAAGACACUUUCAUUGAAUUACUGCAGUCACAUGCGUAAACUUCCUCCCCUUCUUAAAACAGAGCCUUACAGAGGGAGCUUUUAAAGGUGGACCAUCCUAAUGCCAUUUUUGCAUUAAAUGAGAACCUUAACACCAGAUGAAGGCCAGUCGGUACCAAAUAAACAGUGUGGCUUAUUUCAGAAGGGUUUGUAAGGCUGGAGUAAAGCUUAGGGCAGUUUUCUUCAUAAAUCUCGGUCCUCUGAGUGUUAGCUUUGAGUAUUAGAGGAGUGUGGUUAGCUUCUUCCCACCUUCGGGGUCUGUAAAGUUCCCACAGUCUGGUGUUUGGCAGGGUAGAUCUUCCCCACAUCCCCAUUGUCCUUCACAGGAAGACCACUUAAGUCCAAUCGAGGAGAUGGGAGAGUCCGUACCCAGGCCUAUAGGGUUGCAGCAGUCUGUGACCAGCAGCUCCUCUAUCCAGAUGUCCAGGUAUGUCUUUACCUCAAAAGGGACAACUCAUGAAGAGCUAGCGACAGAGUUGUUUCAAUUCUCCCUGUUUGGCCUUUGUACAAUUUCAACUAGCAGGUAUAAGAAAAUCGUCUUUCAUUUCAUCAGAAAUCUACAGGCACAUCCUCUCUGUCUGUGGUUAACUCCUCUUCUCUUUGGGCUCCAAACCAAGGCCUCCUCUUGAGCUGACUUCCUGCUGGAAUUUUCUCAUCUUCUGCAGCAGGCAGAGUAGGGGGUGUGGUCCAUCUCGUCACACAGGAGUGUUUACUCCUUCCUGUCUUGCGGCUCUCCUGUUUGACUAGCUACUUAUUCCAGUGACCAGCCAUUCUCUCUGCCCACCCAGUGGGAAUAAUCCCUUUUUUCAUAAAUGAGCCCCGACCCCCGUCCUAAAAAUGUGAAUAUCAAGUCCUUCUCUCUCUUUGGUCUUAAGAACAAUUU
Molecule: messenger RNA, 5795 nt
Organism: Bubalus bubalis (water buffalo)
Lineage: Eukaryota; Metazoa; Chordata; Mammalia; Artiodactyla; Bovidae
Gene: HMBOX1
Product: homeobox containing 1
Exons: 11
Coding region: 359-1693 (444 amino acids)
Biological process (GO): positive regulation of DNA-templated transcription
Cellular component (GO): nucleus
Molecular function (GO): double-stranded telomeric DNA binding
Source: RefSeq, a predicted model, not a curated record